AUCCUCUCAAGCAAAGUAACAUAACUGCUUCUUCAAGUUUGAGUAGUUUAAUGGGUCUAUUUUCAGGGCAUUUUGCAGCUUUGCUUCUGAGCGUAAUGCUAGUUGUGAUUGAGGCAGAAGUUCACCACUAUGAUUUUGUUUUGAAAGAGAAAAACUUUACGAGGCUAUGCAGCACAAAAAGCAUGUUGGUGGUGAAUGAGAGUAUUCCCGGGCCAGUAAUUCGUGUUCACAAGGGAGAUACUGUGUACGUAAAUGUUCAUAAUCAAGGGAAUUAUGGUCUCACCAUUCACUGGCAUGGAGUGAGGCAACCGAGGAAUCCAUGGUCAGAUGGUACUUCUCAUAUCACACAGUGUAUGAUUGAGCCUAGAACGAAUUUGACCUAUGAGGUUAUAUUUUCUGAUGAGGAAGGGACCCUUUGGUGGCAUGCUCAUAGCAACUGGACCCGACAAAGUGUUCAUGGAGCAAUUGUAGUUUACCCUCCUAGGGAAACUACAUUUCCAUUUCCUGAACCAGAUGGAGAAGAGAUCCUAGUGCUCGGAGACUGGUUUGAAGUUGAUGUUAACUAUGUCAUACAUGAGGAGUUAAAAGUUGGAGGCUUUUCAACACAUGAACCCAAUUGUUCUACCUUCAAUAGCCAACCAGGAGACUUUCACGAUUGUUCCAAGGAAACAACAUACCGUUGGCUAGUUGAUUAUGGGAAGACUUAUUUGCUACGUUUAGUGGAUGUACACAUGGAUGAAUUGACAUUCUUUGCAAUUGCUGGGCAUAAUCUUACUGUUGUUGGAACUGAUGGUGCCUAUAUCAAGCCUAUAGUUACAAGUUAUAUAAUGAUGGCUCCAGGGCAAACCAUGGACAUCUUGGUCACAACAAACCAAUCUCUUGGUGAAUAUUACAUGGCUACUAGAAAUUGCUACUCUACCACCACCGUUCAUCCGGGCUACUAUACUCAAAUAAAUGCUACUGCAAUUCUACAAUAUAGAGGCAACUAUAGUUCAUCAUCUCCUUCUUUUCCAAGCAGCACUCUGCCUUAUUACACUAACUACAAAGCCGGAAUAGAUUUUAUGUCAAAAUUUCGAAGUUUAGCAAGCGAGAAGUAUCCAGUUGAUGUGCCGAAGAACAUCAGCACUAGAAUGUUUGUGACAGUUGCCUUGAAUGAAAAUGUUGAAGACCUAUACUUAUAUAUGGCUGCAAGCUUAAACAAUGUUUCAUGGUUGGACCCUACUCUAAGUGUAUUAGAUGCCUACUACUGGAAUAUAAGUGGUUUUUACACCACAGAUUUUCCUGAUGAGCCACCAACCUAUUACAACUUCUUAGAAGAAUAUUUGGGGCUUAAUGUCACACAGUCCUUUAUGGCAACAAAGGUCAAGUUGCUUGAUUAUAAUGAAGAGGUUGAGAUAGUUUUUCAAUCCACCAAUGUACUAAAUUCAUCACAAAAUCAUCCGAUGCAUUUGCAUGGACAUAGCUUUUAUGUAGUUGGAUUAGGUGAAGGGAACUUUAAUCCAAAUGAGGACCCGAAAGGCUACAAUCUGAUUGAUCCACCAUAUCAGAAUACUGCAAUUGUUCCAAAAUUAGGAUGGUUCGCGCUUAGAUUUAGGGCAAGUAAUCCAGGAGUAUGGUUUAUGCAUUGUCAUAUUGAGCAUCACUACACAUAUGGAAUGAACACAGUUUUUUUAGUAAAAAAUGGUGGCACUGUUGAGACAAGUAUGCGAGAGCGCCCUUCGAAUAUGCCUUCAUGUAGAAGUUCAUCAAUUCAUGGAAUUCAAAAGUCCAAAAAUUCAGCUAAAACUUUAGAUAAAUUAAACAUGAUUUGAUUGUGAAUGUUUACUGUAAUUGCUGAAUUGGCUAAUGUCUUUAGCGACCUUGAAUUUGCUUGUCUUUUGGAGUAAGAUACAAUGCAUCAUUUUUUUGUUGCAUCUUUUAUGAUCUAUCUUUCCUAUAAUAUAGAAGUGCUAGACCU
Messenger RNA from Rubroshorea leprosula, 1957 nucleotides. The record is from the annotation of a GenBank genome assembly. NCBI's taxonomy places the organism in Eukaryota, Viridiplantae, Streptophyta, Magnoliopsida, Malvales, Dipterocarpaceae.